Molecule: messenger RNA, 1291 nt
Organism: Zingiber officinale
Lineage: Eukaryota; Viridiplantae; Streptophyta; Magnoliopsida; Zingiberales; Zingiberaceae
Product: poly [ADP-ribose] polymerase 1-like
Exons: 8
Coding region: 29-1291 (420 amino acids)
Molecular function (GO): zinc ion binding; DNA binding
Source: RefSeq, a predicted model, not a curated record
GAAGAGCUCCUCCAUCGUCUCGCUAGCGAUGGCAAAUCCUCCGAAGCCAUGGAAAGCCGAAUAUGCCAAGUCCGGACGGUCUUCGUGCAAGACCUGCAAGUCCCCCAUCGACAAGGAACAACUACGCCUUGGCAAGAUGGUCACUGCCACCCAGUUCGACGGAUUCAUGCCCAUGUGGAAUCAUGCUGGUUGCAUCUUCAAGAAACAAAACCAGAUAAAAUCCCUCGAUGAUGUUGAAUGCAUAGACUCAUUGCGUUGGGAUGAUCAAAAAAGGAUAAAAAGUUAUGUUGAGGGUGGAGGCUCAGGCACUACAGUUGCCACUACAGUUGCAACUACAAUUGCUGAUAAUGAGUGUUCGAUUGAAGUUUCCCAAACUUCUCGUGCUACCUGUAGACAUUGUAGCCAGAAGAUUCUGAAAGGAACGGUUCGUGUCUCAACUAAUGCUGGAGGAAAAGGUGUUCGAGGUCUCUUGUGGCACCAUGUCAGCUGUUUCAUCGCUAUGUCUCCAUCAAGCAGUAUAAAAAAAGUUUCAGGGUGGGACAGCCUUUCCCCUCAAGAUAAAGAAGCUGUUUCUGCACUUUAUAAAAGGGAUACAUCUAAACAUAUAGAAGGCAAUCAAGCAACUUCACAAGGUGUGAAGAGGAAGACUGCCAGGACUAACAAUCAGAAACCAAAAGUUCUCAAGAUUGAUCUAAACAAUUCAUCAGACAGAGGACCAAGCAAAGGAAACAAAGUGCCUGAUUAUGAUAAUUCUGACACCAUGGAACUGGACAAUAGAUUGGAAGUGCAGAGCAAGCUGUUGUGGGAUAUAAAAGAUGAGCUUAAAAGGGAUGUGAGUGUGGCUGAGCUGCGGGAGAUGCUUAAAGCAAAUGAACAGGAUUCAACCGGAUCUGAACAUGAUCUCCGAGAUCGUUGUGCUGAUGGGAUGCUAUUUGGUGCAUUGGAUAAAUGCCCACUCUGCUCUGGUUCUCUGCAUUACUCUGGAGGUCAGUAUCAUUGUCAUGGUUAUUUGUCUGCAUGGAGCAAGUGUUCAUACUCAACAAAGGAACCAGUACGCCUUAAGGAAAAGUGGAAAAUUCCUAGAGAAACAACUAACAAGUAUCUUAUAAAAUGGUACAGGUCUCAAAAACCCAAGAAACCCGAAAGACUUCUUCCUCUCUCCACUAGUAAGUCUGUCAUUGGGGAUACAUCUGAUUCAUCUCCGCCAUCUAAUGAUGAAAAGUUGGAGAAAUUAAAAGUUGCUAUUGCUGGGAAAUCCAGUGAAGAUUUCGUGGUCUUGUUGCCCAAGUGA